AAGAUGGAGAUGGCCCUGCGUGUUGCUGAGACUCUCAAGUCUUUCAGGGAGACCCGUCUGAGUGCUCUCCGCCCACCCAGCGAAUUCUUCGAUGUCCACCGCAUCUCCCGCCCCGCCGACGUUAACCAGGCAGUCUCCCGGAUAUCAUACAACACCCGCUACUUCUCGGGCAACUACCUCGUUAUCUUCCUCGCCCUCUCCGUCUAUGCCCUUAUCACGAGCCCUUGGCUGCUCGGCGCGCUCGCCUUCCUCAUCGGCGGCUUCAUCCUCAUCAACAGGUUCGGCGCAGACCCGAUGCAGUUCGGCGAUGCCACCAUCACCCAGAAGUCGCUCUACACCGGCCUCUUCGUGAUCGGCAUCCCGCUCCUCUGGUUCGCGUCCCCCUUCAUGGUCAUCUUCUGGCUUAUCGGCGCCUCCGCCUUCCUCAUCCUCGGCCACGCGUGCGCGCUUGAGCCCGGCGUCGAGAGCGAGUACGCUGGACUCGGCGAGUCCGUCUAAGCGUGGGCCUUGUGGCUGGCCACUUGUCCUUGUGGACUGGGGAAGAGCCUGGAUUGAGGUUGAGCGCAAGCAGAGAUAAGGAGGGUGGUGGAGGGGUGUAGAGGGGCGGGCGUGGCUGCGCCAGCCCGGGGUGAGCAGAGUUGGCUGGUGGUGGCGAAAUGGCCACCGCGGGAGCAAUACCAAUGCUCGUUCGUCGUUCUUGGUCUCAGUAAAUCUUAACUGAACAUUUAUUUCAUAAGCUUGUGGUCUGAGUCUCUCGCUGAUAACGUACCUAUGCGUGUUGUAGACUUUCAUCCUUUAAUUAUCGCUGCGCACCUCGUGCGUUGUGUUUUUCCAAAGUUUCCUGUUACAUAUAUCUAGGGAGAGAGCUUUUGGAUUGUCUGACCUGCUUCGGACUGCGUUUCGGGGUCGCCGUUUGGGAUCUUCGGGGCAAUCUGGCGGAGCAUAUAACUACAAGUAUGUGCCGAGUUACGCUUUGCAUGGCUCGAUCGAGUGUCAAUGCCAGGCAUGCGGAAGAAAAAAUGCGCUCUUUCGCUUCGAAAC
Messenger RNA from Coniophora puteana RWD-64-598 SS2, 1041 nucleotides. RefSeq names its product prenylated rab acceptor PRA1. The record is from RefSeq and is a predicted model, not a curated record. Gene Ontology annotation, cellular component: Golgi apparatus. The transcript is spliced from 4 exons. Lineage: Eukaryota; Fungi; Basidiomycota; Agaricomycetes; Boletales; Coniophoraceae. Bases 4 to 498 code for a protein of 164 amino acids.